Molecule: messenger RNA, 2804 nt
Organism: Macrobrachium nipponense
Lineage: Eukaryota; Metazoa; Arthropoda; Malacostraca; Decapoda; Palaemonidae
Product: F-box only protein 5-like
Exons: 5
Coding region: 191-1291 (366 amino acids)
Biological process (GO): regulation of mitotic nuclear division; negative regulation of meiotic nuclear division
Cellular component (GO): nucleus
Molecular function (GO): protein binding
Source: RefSeq, a predicted model, not a curated record
ACACCGCGAAGGGUUCAAAUCGGAAUCGGUUGGAGGAGGCGGUGAAUAAUGGUCGCUCUUGAUCUCGAGCCCGGGAGAGAGAUGGAUUUUUAGUCUGUUUUCCUCGUGUUGAAAACUGUUGAUGGUCUUUCGUAUGCUGAAGUGAAACAAACUCGUGCCGUAACAAUCUGCCGUGAAAAAGUGAUCAAAUAUGGAAUCUGUUAAAGGUCCUUAUAUUAGGCCUGAGGGCAGGAGAAGCCAGCGGUUGAAAUCGGUUUCAGAGAGUUCAACAAAUGACUCAGGAUACAGUUCAGAAGUGUUUACAUCCCCUGAGUCUUCGAGGGGUUCAUUGAAUCUUGGUGUCCCUGCUGAGACCUCUGUUAAAGGGCCUUUAUCAUUUGAUGGUCCUGCAACAAGAGCGAGAUUGGCAAGUACCCCCUGUGAGAGUAGCAUCAGGAAGAACCAAAGCAUAUCAUUUCCCUCACCCUGUUUAGAUGCCAUAAAAAAAUCAUGUUUAUCUAUGGACUCAUUAGUGAGUGGAACCUCCACAGCUGAGAGUGAAGUUGAGAUAACCUCUACAAAGAUGAGCGACAGUUCACUGAAUGCUGUUAAGGGUCAGCAGUCACUUAAGUCCCAAAGAACAAAAUUUAGUUCUAAGGCUAGUGUCACAGAAAUGCCUCUGUUGAAGCCAAUAUUGCGAGCAAAGAAACCUGUGAAUAUAUUGUUAAGGAUUCUCAGAGAAGCUGAUUAUCUUCUGUAUGAAGUGCUAAAACACCUCUGUCCCCAAGAUCUCAUUAAUGUUAGCCAUGUCAAUCGUCAACUGAGGAAUUUUAUUCUUGGUCACAAGGAACUGAGUAUCAUUAUUACAAAAAGAAGAAAGGAAUGUGAACGCAUUGGAAAGGAAAAUCUCAAGCUAAAGAGACUUGGUGAAGGAGCUGGGACGUCCUUUGUCAAGUUGUCUCCUCGUAAACAACUGGGAGAAAUUCAAAACCAACCAGCUUGUGAAAAGAAACCGCCUGCAACAGUUAGCUGUCCAUCUCCACCUCUGUCGGAUAGAUUUAUUGAAGAAGGAAAAAAGCUGCCACAAGGAGAAGAACUCCAGAAAUGUGUGAAGUGCAAGGCACCUGCAAAAGUCUACAAGGCUGUUUUGCGAGCUGUGUGUUCCAGCAAGAAUUGCCUUUAUGAGUAUUGCAUGAGAUGUUUUCUCCCCGUUCAUCGAAAACCCCAGGAAUGCUCAGUACUUAAGCCAAGGGCAAGGAAUGGUGCUGGUAUGUUCUCCAAAAAGUGCAAAAAAAACCUGCGGAGAUUAUGAUGUUCUUUCUUGUAUAUUUUAGAGAAAAAAAUAUAUGUAGUGCAAUUUGUAAUUAGUGUCCAUAUGUGCAUAGAUAAAUUAUAUUUAGAUAUGGCUCAUUUGUAUAUAGUUGUCGUCUAUAUAGAUUUUAUAUCCCAUUUACUCUAUUGAACAGGUUUUAAAGUAUAAAAAAAAAUACUGCGGUGCUUACUGUACAGUAGAAUAUAUUAUUUUUAAGCAGUUUUAAGUCUUGGAGGGAAUAUUAUGUAAUGUUUUUUAUAUACCCAAGACAUUAAGAAAUAAAAGGUACAAGUGCGUGUAUGUAUUGCAUUAGAUUUUUAAUCCUCAGUAUAGUUUAUUUGGAUGUAAUCCAAGUGUGUUUUGCAUGGUAUGAAUGUUUAUUCCUUUUUAACCUGCAUGGAAAAUUUGGCAAAUCCCUGUUCUAUGCUUGGGGAAGUGUUUUUCAUUGUAUGAGUUAAGUAUGAAGAGACAGAGUGUAAUUGACUGUAUGUGUCUAGAAAUGAAUGAUUUAAUUCAGAAAUGUUCACACUCCUUAUCCUGUCAUUUUCUGCAUUAAGCUAUUACCAAUUUUCCUUGAAAAUAUAUAUGAAAAGAAAGAAGGCCUGAAAAUGCAAAUGUUUCAAAGCAGUCAUCUUCAUGGGUGGCUUUGCUUGAAAUUUAAAAUGUAAAUAUUUUCUUAAGAAAAAAAUAGAUUGUGAAAAUUCCAUUUAUUUCUGUAACAUUUGUGAGCUUGCUACAUAGAAGUAGAAAUAGUCUAAAACAGGGUACCACUUAUUACAUAACUGACAAUAUCUUUUGAUGCCUGCUCAGUCCUUCAUAGAAAAUUUCAAUGUUAAAUGAGUGCAAAUGAAGCCUGGUCACUGCAAACAGAUAAAGGUGAUAUUUUUCAAAGUUAAAAGAAUGAAAUAUUUAUUUUUGCCAUGGUCAAAGAAUGAAAUGUUAUGUGUAAAGGUAUCAUAUAUUUUUACAUCUUCAUCUUUUAUUAUAAGUCAGGAUAUAUUUUGUUCCUUGAUGGCAAGGUCAACAAAAUUUUCAAAGUUUUUUCAAAUCAUUUUGUUAACUGAAUGAAUGAUUUUGAGGUCAGUAUAUGUGCAUUUAUUCUAAGGGUCCUUACUGUAUUGUGUUCAUUUAUUUUGUAAGGCUUAUAUUUAUUCACAGUAAAUCCAUUACUUAUAAUUAGCCCAAUUUCAUGCUCAACAAAGUUGUGAUAAUUAAAAGUAAUGUAUUUUGAAAAAAUAAUAUACUUUUUUUUUUUUAAGAUAAUAUUCGGUGACUUGGCAGAGAAAAGGACAUAAUUUAUUUUUUUGUUAACUUUAUGUUGUACUUCAUGGAGAUGACUACAGGGUGCCAUGACAUGACAGCACACCACAGACAGUAGUAAUUUACAGGGUCUUUAUAUUGUUCUUUAGGUCCCAGCUGCAUUGCUGUCUGCCUUUUAUUUUUCUGUAGUUCCUUGUGGUCUCAAAAUCCUACAGCACUUUCCAAUAUUCACAACUUCACCUUACUUUUUUUU